CGGGCCCACUACUUUGGGAAAAAUAUCAAAAAAAAGGGGUCGAUGUUGAAUUUUCUUGUGUGAAUUGACGAAAUUAGGCAUCAGAGGACUGUUAUUGCGAACACGUUGGGCAGUGGUAAUUCCGUUAUUUCGGCCGCUGCAUGUGUGAACGCGUCUUACGCACAAGAAGAUCCCAAUUGGACUAAGGAUAUGAUAAAGUCACAGCAGCGUGUUGUUAGGUUUCUCACCCAUCAUCCUUGAUUGGCGGGUGACGGUGAGAAUUUAUUAGUGCAAGUCAUAAACCAAUGCGGUUUAGACCUAGCAACGCACGGUUUGGUUAAAUGUCCGCAAUUACGUCUGGUGUUUCGGAGUUUUGAAUCGGUUAUUAGAAAAACAUUGGUUUAUUUAUGUUUGUAGUUUUGUACUAGGUUAUGAAUGUCCUCUGUUUCAUGGGCUUUUGAUUGGAUUGUCGAAAGAUUCAAGAUUCGGUCUUGUGGCCUAAUUUUAUUCUUCUUUAACAUGAUAUCCUUGUACUACUACUGAUUUUGAAGGUUGAGCAUGGUCUUAAUAGUCUAGUUGUUUUUGGUUAAGGUUUGGAUCAUAAUUGCAGAGAUUGAAAAAAGCUAUGUGAGAGCCUUCUAAGGGGAGAAACUGCAUUGUUUCUUAGUAUUUUGACUCGUAAAAUGCUGAAGGUAAUUUUGAACUAUUCAUUGAUAUUUUUUGUGGUUCCUGAGCCUGAUUUGUUAGCUUCAGCUGCAUAAUUCUGUAAGAGAACUGUAUGGUUUAAUCACCUUCUUUUGAUCUUUAAUGUGUAAGGAAUUAAAAGAUGGGACAAUCUGAUCGGUAAUGUUGGUUUUUGAGAUGGUGAAAAUGAGUUCAGAGGUGUUUUAGUUUCACACAGGCUCUGUUUACUUAGCGCACAAGAAUAAUCUCGCUUUCACUAUGCUUUUUAGUUUUUACUAUUGGUUCCUAGGGACCCAUUGAUCCACAAGGGGAGAGCUUUUUCUAUACUAUACUCUACUUCUCUUUUCAUUUCUUUUGAAAUUUUCUUUAACGAUGCAGAAGUCAAGGUUAACCUUGUGAUAAUAAUUCUCAUUCAAAUUUCAAAGUUCAACGGAUCAAAUAAAAAAAGAUUGUCUUUAUUUGGCCCACCAAAAGCAAAAGGUUCCACCAUUUUCUCUCCUCUUGCUCACUGUUUUGUCUUUUUAACGGCAACAAGAGCUACUUGAGAGAAUGAAACAGUCUUUAAAAACUUGUUUUCUUUUUACUACCUUAAAACUUGUCUUGAUCCGAGUUCUUUCAAAGAAGAGAUGGAGAAGAUGGAAGAUGGUGGAAUCUUGACAUAUGAUGGUAGAUAUGUUAUGUACAAUGUACUUGGUAACAUUUUCGAGCUAUCUUCAAAAUACAUUCCUCCUAUUCAACCAGUCGGUCGAGGUGCCUAUGGUAUUGUCUGCUGUGCUACAAACUCAGAGACAAACGAAGAGGUUGCUAUAAAGAAGAUAGCAAACGCGUUUGACAACAGAGUUGAUGCUAAAAGAACUCUCCGAGAGAUCAAACUCCUUUGCCACAUGGAUCAUGACAACGUUAUCAAAAUGAAAGAUAUAAUUGAGCCACCAGAGAAAGAAAGGUUCGAAGAUGUGUAUAUUGUUUAUGAGUUGAUGGAUACUGAUUUGCACCAGAUCAUUAGAUCCACUCAAACUCUAACCGAUGACCACUGUCAGUACUUCCUUUACCAAAUUUUGAGAGGCCUAAAGUACAUACACUCUGCAAAUGUACUUCACCGCGACCUGAAACCAAGCAACUUGGUUCUGAAUACAAAUUGUGACCUUAAAAUCUGUGAUUUUGGGCUAGCAAGAACUUCGAAUGAGACAGAGAUAAUGACUGAGUAUGUUGUGACGAGAUGGUACCGUGCACCUGAAUUGCUUCUCAACAGCUCUGAAUACACAGGAGCUAUUGAUAUUUGGUCUGUUGGUUGUAUAUUCAUGGAGAUACUCAUAAGAGAGACACUUUUCCCCGGUAAAGAUUACGUUCAACAGCUGAAACUUAUCACUGAGCUCUUAGGGUCACCAGAUGACUCGGAUCUCGACUUCUUGAGAAGCGAUAAUGCGCGAAAGUACGUAAAACAACUCCCACAUGUUCAAAAACAAUCAUUCAAAGAAACGUUUCCAGACAUUUCCCCAAUGGCUUUAGAUCUUGCUGAAAAGAUGCUGGUUUUCGAUCCUUCCAAACGCAUCACAGUGGAGGAAGCACUGAAGCAGCCGUACUUGGCAAGUCUCCAUGAGAUCAACGAAGAACCAACGUGUCCUUCGCCUUUCAGCUUCGACUUUGAGGAGACAGCCUUGGAUGAACAAGACAUCAAGGAGCUUGUCUGGAGAGAGUCUUUACACUUCAAGAAUAAGUAAUCUCCCAAAUUCUCACUCUCCCUACAAUUUAAGACAUUUGCAAGCUUAUUUUUCUAAGUUGUGGGGGCAUAGUUUACAUAGCUCGUAUGUGUGCAUGUGUUUGUUUUGAUGAUGGUUGUGCAAUGGGAAGAAAGUGCUUGCCCAAUCAAA
Arabidopsis lyrata subsp. lyrata is the source of this 2531-nucleotide messenger RNA. Its product is annotated as mitogen-activated protein kinase 13. Gene Ontology annotation, cellular component: cytoplasm; nucleus. Gene Ontology annotation, molecular function: MAP kinase activity; ATP binding. The transcript has 6 exons. The record is from RefSeq and is a predicted model, not a curated record. NCBI's taxonomy places the organism in Eukaryota, Viridiplantae, Streptophyta, Magnoliopsida, Brassicales, Brassicaceae. Bases 1290 to 2381 code for a protein of 363 amino acids. Gene Ontology annotation, biological process: protein phosphorylation; intracellular signal transduction.